AGCGGGGCCCUCGGGGGGCCGCGAUGCGUGGACGGUGCCGCAGGACGGCGGCGAUGGCGUCGGACGAGCGGCUGGCCCGGUUCCGCCAGGCGCACCUGAACCCGUUCAACAAGAGCCCCGAGCAGCCGGAGCGGCCCGAGGGGGAGCCCCCCGCCCCAGCCCAGCAGGCGGACCCCCCCCCGGGGGACCCCGAGGGCGCCCUGGACCUGGGGCUGGCCGAGGACCACUUCUCGCGGCCCGUGGGGCUGAUCCUGGCGUCGGACGUGCCGCAGCUGCGCCGCGCCAUCGAGGAGUGCAAGCGGGUGAUCCUGGCGCUGCCCGAGCACUCGGAGCGCCAGAAGGACGCCGUGGUGCGCCUCAUCCACCUCCGCCUCAAGCUGCAGGAGCUCAAGGACCCCGGUGAGGAUGAGCCCAACAUCCGCGUGGUCCUGGAGCACCGCUUCUACAAGGAGAAGAGCAAGAGCGUCAAGCAGAUGUGCGACAAGUGCAGCACCAUCAUCUGGGGGCUCAUCCAGACCUGGUACACCUGCACAGGCUGCUACUACCGCUGCCACAGCAAGUGCCUGCCGCUGGUGAGCCGGCCGUGCGUGCGGGCCCAGGUCAGCCACCAGGCGGAGUACCAGCUCAGCAUCUGCCCCGAGAGCGGCCUGGACAGCCAGGACUACCGCUGUGCCGAGUGCCGGGCCCCCAUCUCCCUCCGGGGGGUGCCCAGCGAGGCCCGGCAGUGCGACUACACCGGCCUCUACUACUGCUCCAGCUGCCACUGGAACGACCUGGCCGUGGUGCCCGCCCGGGCCAUCCACAACUGGGACUUUGAGCCCCGCAAGGUGUCACGGUGCAGCAUGAGGUACCUGGCACUGAUGGUGUCACGGCCGGUGCUGAAGCUGAGGGAGAUCAACCCGCUGCUCUUCAACUACGUGGAGGAGCUGGUGGAGAUCCGGAAGCUGCGCCAGGACAUCCUGCUGAUGAAGCCUUACUUCAUCACCUGCAAGGAGGCCAUGGAGGCACGGCUGCUGCUGCAGCUGCAGGACCGGCAGCACUUUGUGGAGAACGACGAGAUGUACUCGCUGCAGGACCUGAUCGACAUCGAGGCCGGGCGCCUGGGCUGCUCCCUCACCGAGAUCCACACGCUCUUUGCCAAGCACAUCAAGCUGGACUGCGAGCGGUGCCAGGCCAAGGGCUUUGUCUGCGAGCUGUGCCGCGAGGGCGACGUGCUCUUCCCCUUCGACAGCCACACCUCGGUGUGCGCCGACUGCUCCGCCGUCUUCCACAGGGACUGCUACUACGACAACUCCACCACGUGUCCCCGCUGCGCCCGGCUGAGCCUGCGGAAGCAAUCCCUGUUCCAGGACUCCGGCACGGAGGGGGAGCCCUGAGGGGGUCUGGCCCCACUGUGGGGUCUCAGGCCCGAGGCUGCCCCCACCCCACCCAGCACAGGGCCCUGGGAUGGACACGAUCAGCCCAGCGGUGGUUUGGGGACUGGGGUGGGGCUGGCUCUGCGAUCCCGUGCUCAUGGACGUGGCAGCGCCGCCGGGACGGAAUCACUGCUGGAGCCCAGCCCUUCCCGGGAGCACCGAGAGCCUCACCGGAGGGGCAGGAUGGGGUUAACCGGGAUCCGGUAAAGGCCCCGCAGCGGCUCCUGCCUGGGACCGGUCUGCGG
Molecule: messenger RNA, 1660 nt
Organism: Melozone crissalis (California towhee)
Lineage: Eukaryota; Metazoa; Chordata; Aves; Passeriformes; Passerellidae
Gene: DEF8
Product: differentially expressed in FDCP 8 homolog
Exons: 12
Coding region: 24-1376 (450 amino acids)
Source: RefSeq, a predicted model, not a curated record